Messenger RNA from Bacidia gigantensis, 711 nucleotides. RefSeq lists its product as uncharacterized. The transcript has 2 exons. Bases 1 to 711 code for a protein of 236 amino acids. Lineage: Eukaryota; Fungi; Ascomycota; Lecanoromycetes; Lecanorales; Ramalinaceae. The record is from RefSeq and is a predicted model, not a curated record.
AUGGCGCUGGAUAGGCCCGACCAAGAGCCGAAGACUCAGCUGGUGUGCUAUGGUACACUUUUCGACAUUAGGGCUGCGUGUCCAAAUGGCUUUGCACUUGACAAAGCCCAAUUCAAGAAAAUCAAAAAGCCUGAUGCUCCUAUUAAAUUGUUCAAGAUUGCUACCAGCUCCAGUCAUGUCACUAUCCAAUCGCCGGACGGAAAUGAUACUGCCUUGCUCGAUCUCAGAUCUGCAUCAUGUCUUCGCAAUCUGCAGGAGCGCGGAGCCACAGAAUUUAAAGGCGUGAUAGGCAGGUUCCCGAGGGAGCCUAGUAACACCUCACGCAACGAGAACAUCUCUCAGGACAAGAGCCAGCUCAAUGUGUCCGUCAAUGUAUACGGUCCAAUUGACUUUGCGUCCAGAAUCGGUGAAUAUCUUUUGCAAGAAAAACACUAUCUGCAGCAUCCCGAUGCACUUGAGUCACGCAUUACAUACCACAACCCACAAUGUUUUCGGAGUCCAUCAAUUACUGAAGUCCGCAACUUUACAAACCACUGCAUCGUCGAUGGCCUUUCGGAUAGUUCCAUCACAGCAGACUUGUCCAAGAUAAUGGACACGCUUGAUGUGGAAGAGGAAUCCGAGGUCAUCUCGCCGAUCCGGAUCGUUGUCACGCCGUUACUGAAGUUCGAAGCCUUUUUGCUCCAUUCUCUCGGCAUAGUUCAUUCUUUGUAG